Molecule: messenger RNA, 2424 nt
Organism: Lytechinus variegatus (green sea urchin)
Lineage: Eukaryota; Metazoa; Echinodermata; Echinoidea; Temnopleuroida; Toxopneustidae
Product: polyribonucleotide 5'-hydroxyl-kinase Clp1-like
Exons: 12
Coding region: 132-1469 (445 amino acids)
Biological process (GO): tRNA splicing, via endonucleolytic cleavage and ligation
Cellular component (GO): nucleus; mRNA cleavage factor complex
Molecular function (GO): polynucleotide 5'-hydroxyl-kinase activity
Source: RefSeq, a predicted model, not a curated record
AUUUACUGUGAACCAGGCCAUGAGCCAUCAGCUGUACAAAAUAUAUUUCAUACUACUGCACUCAAUUCAUUUUCCUGAAUGUAGCUGCAUACAUGCAUGUCAUUGGGAGUAAUACUCUGUUAUAAUUCCAUAUGGAACCCCCUGAAGAAAUACCCGCUGAAAAUGCAAAAGAUUGCUCAAAUUGGGAAGAGUUAAAAGCUCAGGCCAGUCUAGGAGCAGAGGGCGGCAAAGAGUACAUACUUUCUCAAGACAACGAACUGCGAUUUGAAGUCGAAAACAAUGAAAUCGUACAAAUGGAGAUCAAAGAGGGUUUGGCAGAAGUGUUUGGCUCGGAGCUGAUGAAGAAUAGAAUAUACAAGUUUUCCUCAGGUUCCAAAGUAGCAGUAUUCACAUGGCAGGGAUGCAAGAUUAUACUUCGAGGGAAGACGGAGGUAGCGUACGUUUCCAAAGAAACGCCCAUGGUGAUGUAUCUGAACACGCAUGCCGCUCUGGAGCAAAUGAGACAACAGGCUGAACUUGAGGCUACUAGGGGACCAAAGGUGAUGGUUGUCGGACCGGGAGACGUCGGGAAGAGCACAGUAUGCCGAUUAUUAUUAAACUAUGCAGUCAGGGUUGGGAGGAGACCUACUUUUAUUGAAUUAGAUGUGGGUCAGGGUUCUGUAUCUGUGCCUGGUACCGUAGGAGCCUUGCUGGUAGAGAGACCAGCCGACGUAGAGCAAGGUUUCGCCCUCACCGCCCCUCUAGUCUAUCACUUCGGUGCUACCUCACCCGGCAUCAAUAUGAAACUCUAUCAGAUUCUCACUGCCAAGCUUGCCGAGGUCUUUGCAAUGCGGUGUAAAACAAAUACAAGAAUUGCUCAGAGUGGGUGUGUCAUCAAUACGUGUGGUUGGGUCAAAGGUGACGGCUACCAAUGUAUCAAAUAUGCAGCUCAGGCAUUUGAAGUUGAUGUCAUCAUCGUUCUAGACCAGGAGAGGUUGUACAAUGAACUGGUCCGGGACAUGCCUUCAUUCGUCAAGAUUGUGUUACAACCAAAAUCCGGUGGGGUUGUGGAUAGAUCUCAGGCUUUCAGGCGGUUCACGAGAGACGAGAAAGUUCGGGAGUACUUCUACGGCUUUAACUGCUGUUAUUAUCCACAUUCCUUUGAAGUCAAAUUUGCUGAUGUAGAAAUCUACAAGGUCGGAGCUCCUCCGGUUCCUAAUUCUUGCCUACCUCUUGGAAUGACACCCGAAGAUAAUCAAACCAAACUAGUUCCCGUCAAUCCAGGUCCAGAGAUUGUUCACCAUCUACUUAGUGUAAGUCUAGCUGAUUCCAAAGACGAUGAUCUAAUAUCAACCAAUGUAGCAGGGUUCAUUGUCAUUACCAACGUGGACAUGGAUAGGAAGACAUUCACCGUGCUUUCGCCUGCUCCUCGACCGUUACCACGGCGAUACCUCCUCCUUAGCGAUGUACGUUUCAUGGAUAUCAAAUGAUGAAGGAAUAAUUUAUGGACAGACCUUAAUAGAUUCACAAUAUUUUUAAUACCAUGGACUGUGCAAGCUUGGCAAUGUUUUGUCAAUUUAUCUGUGCCCUUCAUUGAUGUGUCUAUACAGGUGUAUUUAUAGAAGUUGAGUGGAAAUUCCUUCACCACCAUUUUUGGAGUUGUUUAAAUGUUUGUUUCUAUUUUCCACACUUUUGUACUCUUUUCGAAUCUUUUCUAAUGGUUCGGACAUUCAGUUUAUACUACAUAUAUAAUUUCAUAUGAGCGAUGAGUUUUGUACCAUUGAAAAUGUAUUGUUGCAUAUAAUGAGCUAGCCAAUUUGUGACCUAACGUACCAAAGUCACCUGUACGUAAUAUGCAAAUCCCGUGAGAUAAAUCGUUAUCUUUUGUUUUUGACAUUUCAAUGAGCUCACUCAUAUUCACAGAAAUGCAAUAUUUUUUCUUCUUUCUCGUCAGGAGAUGGCCACUCCCAUAAUCGAUUUUGUAUUUGAGAUAUUUUUCUUUUUAAUAAUCGUUUUGAUGGUAAAUCUGGAUAUUAAUGAAUUAAUAGACUAUUCUUUUUUUUUUUCCAUAUUAAACAAAGCCAGCAGAAAAUGUUAUUGUACAUGUACUAUAGCCAAUAUUACCAAUUGGUAUUCAAUUUAAACAAGUAUUUUAACUAUUGAUAUUUUUUGUUGCGUUUUGUUGAGUAUUUAAUAUUAAACCAUUUCCUUUGUUAUCCUUUUAUUUUAUCAAUUUUUCUUUUAAAUAUUUUAGAUGGAAUUUUUUUUUAAUGGAACUCCUUUGUUAUGAAAUUUCAAGCAUUUGUAUAAUUUUUUUUCUUUUUUUUGAGGUUUUAUAUGUAUCUAAUGUUUUUUCCCUCAAAUUUUAUGAUGAAAAAUGUUUUUUGUGUCCUUGACAGUGACAAAGAAAUGGACACCUACUUCGGAACACAACACUGGAUGUGU